AUGCGAACGCUUUCGAACCAAAAAGAUCUAUCCAAUGAUAUUGCUCCUAAUAUUAAUAACGGUAGAACGCUGCCUCGAAGAAUAAGAAGUCGGCAAAUUAGACGACAAAAUGCAAAUAGAGCAGUACAUCUUAGAAACAUUUAUGAUGCGUCCUUCAUCAAUCAAGACACUUUGAACAGGCUUUCAAAUAUUCCGAUUCAGAGGACAAAUGUUCAUUACUAA
Molecule: messenger RNA, 222 nt
Organism: Funneliformis geosporum
Lineage: Eukaryota; Fungi; Glomeromycota; Glomeromycetes; Glomerales; Glomeraceae
Source: the annotation of a GenBank genome assembly